AUGACUCGUCUUUUAAAUGGAAUCAAGGUGGUGGAGUUGGCUGGACUUGCUCCAGUUCCUCAUUGUGGAAUGAUGCUAGCCGAUUUUGGAGCAGAUGUCACUGUAAUUGAUAAGAAACAUCCAGUUGUGGAACAAAGGAUGAAUCGAGGGAAAACAAUGAAAGAAUUUGAUUUGAGAAAGCCGGAAGAUGUGAAGAAGGUCCGAGAACUAUGCAAAACAAGCGACGUUCUUCUUGAUCCAUAUAGGCCAGGAACGCUGGAGAAAAUGGGACUGGACCCGUUAUCAUUGUGGAACGACAAUAAAGGGCUGAUAAUUUGCAGAAUCAGUGGUUAUGGGCAGACCGGAAGGAUGAAGGAUGAAGCGGGACAUGAUAUCAACUAUGUUGCUAUGAGCGGUAUGAUGCCAACAUUUGCUGGCACCGAAGCUUCACGUCCUUGGCCGCCAGUUAAUAUGCUUGCUGACUUUGCAGGUGGUGGUCUAUCCGCAGCAUUUGGUAUUGUAUCCGCCAUCCACGCGAGACAUCAUAAUGGUGGUAAAGGAUGUGUUCUUGAUUGCUCAAUGACCGAGGGAACUGCUUAUUUGGCCUCGUUCGUUCAGCAUUAUUAUGACCAAACCCAUCUGUUCACCGAUAAAUACGCAGCAUUUACUGGCGAGUGUCCCAUUUAUAGAACAUACAAGACCAAGGAUGGAAAGUUUAUGGCCGUUGGUCCUUUGGAACCGAAAUUUCAUCAGAAUAUGUUUGAAGUUUUGGGUAUUGAUGGUGAUGAUUUGUUCUCGGAUCCAGAUCGAAUCACCAAAGAGUUAGAAGCGACCUUUCUUCAGAAGACUAGAGAUGAGUGGUCUAAAAUUUUUGAAGGAAAAGAUUGUUGCGUGACUCCUGUCCUUGAUAUUCAUGAAGUUGGCACAUAUGGACAGCACGUCGAUCGCCAAAACUUCUCCAAAAGUGACAAGUUUGGCGGAACUUGGAUCGCAAAACCUUCACCCAGAGUGCAGACGAUAGAAGAGUUGACUGCUGCGGCGACUCGGUCCAAACUGUGA
Messenger RNA from Caenorhabditis briggsae, 1038 nucleotides. NCBI's taxonomy places the organism in Eukaryota, Metazoa, Nematoda, Chromadorea, Rhabditida, Rhabditidae. The record is from RefSeq and is a predicted model, not a curated record. The transcript is spliced from 7 exons. Bases 1 to 1038 code for a protein of 345 amino acids. Gene Ontology annotation, cellular component: mitochondrion. Gene Ontology annotation, biological process: bile acid metabolic process. Gene Ontology annotation, molecular function: alpha-methylacyl-CoA racemase activity.